This is a messenger RNA of Styela clava, 1896 nucleotides long. RefSeq lists its product as uncharacterized. NCBI's taxonomy places the organism in Eukaryota, Metazoa, Chordata, Ascidiacea, Stolidobranchia, Styelidae. The record is from RefSeq and is a predicted model, not a curated record.
GUUUUCGGCUUCCGGGUUACUCUUGCUUUAGAUUACGUUGAGGAGCUUGCGUUUUUCGCGUUCUUUGUUGACUUGCGUUUCGUAUUUGGUUAGAUUGUAGUUAUUCCUUAGGAGUCCGUUAGAAGUUUUUUUCAAAUUGUUUGAAAAUGGGAAUCCUGCGUUGGUUUCUUCCGCUGCUCCAAGUUGCAAUUUUGUUCAUGGGUACUCACGGUGAUGACCAGCAGAGAGUAGCCGAUUCGAAAGAUGAAGAAAGUGGGAAAGCCGAGGGCAGACAUUCAAUAUCACACCAGCGCAUCGCAUCUGCUUGUGCGAAUGUAAUCUGCCUAAAUGGCGGUACGUGCUACGCUACCGGGAGCCUUCAGUCUAAUGUGGCAAGGUAUCAAUGUCGGUGCAUGCUUCCUUUCCAUGGGACUCAUUGUGAGCAUGGCCAGAGAUCCAUUGUUAUUCCAAACACGAAUCGAUGCUACCCGAGUCCGUGUUUGAAUGGAGGGUCUUGCUAUACUUCGGGAAAUGCAUACACCUGUCGUUGUGCUGGCUCAUGGAGCGGCACUCAUUGUGAAACUCGGUUGUAUGUGAAUCCUAUAGAUGCGCGCAACACUCCGUGUACACAGGGCUUCAACCCUUGUAAUAACAUGUGUGAAUGUGUAAAUUCUUGCCGACAUUCUUCUGGUUAUUAUUGCCGAAGCGCAAAUGGCUAUCUGGGAAAGAAUUGCACCAUUCCUCCUCCAAACAUUCAAUGCUUGGCCAACCAAAUCAUCGUUACCGUGGACGAUGCCUUCGUCCGUGAGUACGACUUAGGAAUCGGGAACAGCAGGUUGUAUCUUGGUCGAAAUGGGGGCGGAGUUGUCGGUCAAGAUUGCUACGCAGUAACCAGCAGCGGCAUAUCUCACACCUUCACUAUACCUCUGCCUUUUGGAAAAUGCGGCACAUCUGUACAGGCAAUCGGAGGCAAAACUGUCGCCAACAACGUAAUCUGGUUAAACCGCUUCACCAAUGCGGCAUAUGACAUGCCUGUUCCGGUUAUUAAUUUCGAGUGCACGUACACUAAAGAAUAUAUUAUCGUGACAUCACUCCAGCCCGCAAUCGACCAACCACCCACUCUGCGGGGAACCGGAUUCACUCGUGUUCGAGGAACCAUAGAGCUUUGCAAAGUGUCUUCAUCUUGUCCUAACACGUGUCCGACAAAUUUUGCAGUAAGGGAAGCUGCAGUUUACACAGUGGGAGAAAUGAUUCAUCUGAAUAUCAGGGGCGAUCAAAGCAUACAGGGAAUCGUUGCAUUGAAAACUCUUUACCUCUCUUGUGACGCAAAUCCAAGCAAUGCACUAGUAAGGCUUGUAACAAAUGGCUGCCCAGGAGGUUCACAGAAUUACAUGCCAACUCGAGUGACUUACAGUGGACGAUCUUCUUCAGUCUGUGCCUCGUUUCAAGUACCGAGAUUGCAAGGUUGUCCGGUCUUCUAUAUACACGCUGAAUUGGAAACCUGCAUUCCUUCAGUGGGAUGUACUUACAAUCCGAGUACCUGCGGUCAGCAGAUUAUGCCCGGGCGUCGACGAAGAGAUUUGAAUGACACUGAACAUAAAGAUACGAAUGUUUUUGGCCCGAUUUACGUCAUUACCGGAGAGCGUGGCAUUCCUUACGAAACCUUGUUUCCUAACACCACUAUCGUAUCGUCUCCUGCUCAGAUUUUGGAACCGAAGCCAGCUUCUGAAAUUAUUAAAGAUUCGAAGUCUUUCAUGCUCAUCGUUGGCUUAUCUUUGCUCUGCUUCCUUGUGGUCUUGAGCAUCUCCGCCUUGGUUAUCUACCGUUCUCGAUACUCAAAAUGAUCUUUUAUUUGUUUUAAUUGUAAUUUCGAAUUUUGUGUUUCAAAGUUAUAAUAAAAACAUCGUCGUUUUUGCA